UCCGGGGCUCCCGGCAUCCCCCGCGCGGGGCCGGGCCGGGCCCAGCGCUGCCAAGAUGGCGGAUUUCGAGGAGAGGGUGUCGGAUGAGGAGAAGGUGCGUAUAGCUGCGAAAUUCAUCACUCAUGCACCUCCCGGAGAAUUCAACGAAGUGUUCAAUGAUGUCCGGUUAUUGCUUAACAACGACAAUCUUCUCAGGGAAGGGGCUGCACACGCAUUUGCACAGUAUAACAUGGAUCAGUUCACUCCGGUGAAGAUAGAAGGAUACGACGAUCAGGUCUUAAUCACAGAACAUGGCGAUCUGGGCAACGGCAGAUUUUUUGACCCAAGAAACAAACUUUCCUUUAAGUUUGACCAUUUAAGGAAAGAAGCAAGUGACCCCCAGCCCGAGGAGACAGAACCAGCAUUAAAGCAGUGGAGAGAUGCCUGUGACAGUGCACUGAGAGCUUACGUGAAAGACCAUUACCCCAACGGCUUCUGUACUGUUUAUGGUAAAUCUAUAGAUGGGCAGCAGACAAUUAUUGCCUGCAUCGAGAGCCACCAGUUCCAACCCAAAAACUUCUGGAAUGGUCGCUGGAGAUCAGAGUGGAAGUUCACCAUCACACCACCGACAGCUCAAGUGGCUGCAGUGCUCAAGAUCCAGGUUCAUUAUUAUGAAGAUGGCAAUGUCCAGCUUGUUAGUCAUAAAGACAUCCAGGACUCCAUACAGGUUUCAAGCGAUGUCCAGACAGCUAAGGAAUUCAUAAAGAUAAUAGAAAAUGCAGAAAACGAGUACCAGACAGCGAUCAGUGAAAACUACCAGACUAUGUCGGACACCACCUUCAAAGCCUUGCGCCGGCAGCUCCCCGUCACCCGCACCAAGAUCGACUGGAACAAAAUCCUCAGCUACAAGAUCGGCAAAGAAAUGCAGAACGUCUAAUGCAGAAAGAAGGCGAUAUACCAGGUGUUUGUGUGCAAAAAACAAAUGUGGUCCUAUGCCAAGUCAAUGGUUUCUAAACCAGAGCAGCGUUUUCCUAGGGCUUUCGAAGCUAACAGGUUUUCUAGCCUGAGAGAGAACUGUGGAACAAAUAGCAUUGUCUUUGUGUUUUGUGUUUCCUGCUGCAUAAACUCCCUGUUGUGACUGCGUUUACUGAUAGAUCAUUUUAAUUAAGCCACACUUAUGGUUCAGAAGGCUGUUUUCCAUCACUGGCUGUCCUGGCUGGAAAACUUCCUAGCUGGAAAAGCCCUAUUAUCGAUACAGCUGCGGGUACAGAGCGUUCCCCUCACCCGUAUACAGUGCUUCAGGUACGCCAGUGAGUUUGUCCAGUCUGCCAAGAGCUCAAGGCGCUGUGCUCUGAGGUGUAGUAAAUGCAAGAGACCGUCCUCAUGCAUCCUCAUUGCUGACCUCCACAAAGCAAAAAGCCCACAGGCUUAGGUUUAGCUAUAUGAAAUGACUUAAAUGAGUUUACAAGAUCCUUCCCAGAAAUCCCUACACAGCCAGCUUUUCCAGGGACAGAACUUUGUUUAGAUCUGAAGAUUUGAGCCAUGUCCCCUAAAAGAGAACGUUUUUCCUCUCCCUUUCCUGGUGUACAUACGGUUAUUGGACAUCUGUGUUCUUACAGAACCACAAGUGCCUGCAUUGCAUCCCUGCGGAUCAGCGUAGGCCAAGUGGUGUUUAAAAAUGCAGAUGUCUCCAGGAUAAUAGGUAUGUUGUGCUUCAAAUGCUUUGUGGCAGGUUCAUAGCGUUUGUCUCACAGGUGUAUGGGUGGAUAGUGUACAAAACAAAUAAACUUGCACCAAAGUGAGAGAAA
Molecule: messenger RNA, 1787 nt
Organism: Cuculus canorus (common cuckoo)
Lineage: Eukaryota; Metazoa; Chordata; Aves; Cuculiformes; Cuculidae
Gene: CAPZA1
Product: capping actin protein of muscle Z-line subunit alpha 1
Exons: 10
Coding region: 56-916 (286 amino acids)
Biological process (GO): barbed-end actin filament capping; actin cytoskeleton organization
Cellular component (GO): actin cortical patch; F-actin capping protein complex
Molecular function (GO): actin filament binding
Source: RefSeq, a predicted model, not a curated record